AUGAGUUCCGCCGGGAACGAAGAGCUGGGCUUCCAGCUCAAGCCUAUGGGGCUCAAGGUCCAUUACACAUUCGACAAGGAAAGCCAGGAUAGGUGUCUCGCAAGGCACCCCCAAGUUAUUCAGGCUCAGACACUUACGCUCGACGAGAAAACGACGAUUGGUCUGGUUGAUAUUAGCCGCUGCUUGCAUGCCGUGAUCCAAUGUAGCCCCGAGCUCAUCGGAAGCUCCGACACCGACUACGUAGUUUACGCAUAUGACUACUCCGAGCCCGAUACCCCGCUCGUGGGGCAAGGCGUCCUAUCCUGGUUGCUCGACCCCAACAAGAAGGAGAACGCGAACGGUCAGUCUCUUAGCAUGGUUACUGGCCUCGUGACGAAGAACUUGCUGGCUCUGUUCUCUGGAAAUGGAAUCAAGGAGACGCUUGAGGUGAGGCUCAAGCUUGUACAGAACAGCCGGAUUGUGAGACCGGGUGACCGUUCUCAUCAGCAUCAGCAUCGGCUUUCGCAAUCAUCUAUCCAGUCAUUUGGCCCACAACAGGGCCAACAGCAACAGCAGCAACAACAGCAGCUGCAACUGCAAACAUCACAGCUCAACAUGAGCAUGACGACGACCUUCCACCUAGGCCAGGAACAGGGCUCCUUGCCAGCUGCCGGACAGUCUUUCCUCGAAUCCCGGUCUGUGUUCUCGCCACCUAACGGCGAUGACGGCCGGUCGCCCUCUAUUGCCGUAACACCAGCGGCGUACUCGGAUGAUAGUGGGGCGGAUAUCGGCUCGUCGCCUCCUGUCCCCCGGACCUCGCGAUUUAUCCAAUCAAGCCCGCCCCCAUCGAGCCCGAUCUUGCCCCCGAUGCCUCAGCCGGACUCUGGCUUCAUGAGUGGUGGUAUGGACGAGACCGCCCAAUUCGAGGAGGCUAGACUCCCAGGAAUGUGCCCGACUGACGCCCCUUCCACCGUAGCCCAGAUGAACGACGCGGCUGCUCCCGCCCGUGCUGUACCGCCUCUUAGCCAGAAAGACCAGGAGCCCAAGAUUCCCAUCCACAUCUUCAGCCUGAAAACAGGGAGGGAGCGGAUUUCCAACUCGUGGUCUCACACAGCCGGCUCCGACGGACAGCCCAUACCGAAACAGCGCUCCAAGUCUGACCGGCGAGGGUCUCAGCCUGGAUCGAAGCCACCGCCAGCCGCUCUCAUUGUCCCCGAAGGCCAAACCACAGCCACCGAGAAGCCCACCGAAGACAGCCCAACCCCAGUAGUUCAGACGACAGAGGCUCCGGACAUGGACCUCGAUCUUGCCCCCAGCCCGGCGCCCCCAACGCAAGCCCCGACACCGACACAAGCCCCGACACCUGCCACCGCCCCCGCCGAGACUACUGUCGCCACUCCCACACCCUCUAUCGCGCCGGCUGCGCCGAUCGUGGCGGCGCCUUCUCCAAUUCCUACUCCGCAGGAGGAAACAAGAGCGCCCUCGGCCCCUGCGCCUACCUCGCGCGAGUGUGUCGGUGUUCCCGAGUAUGUUGAGUAUUCGGAGAAGCCAGGAUGCGUGACGGCGAUUGAAAUUACGAGCCGUGAUGGGGUCGGCCGUCCAGCCAGCUAUAGGCUGAUUAAGAAGUCACUGGGGCCGGAGGAUGACAAGAGCUUGUGGACGGAAAAGCUCUUGUGCAAUCCCUGCGGUAUUUGGCUUCCCUCCCCUCACCUCGGAGGCCUGCUUCCCCCGACGGACGAUCUCGCGACGGACGCAUUUGGUACGGAUGCAUUUGGCACGGAUGGGCUUGGGCCAGACAACUUUCCCGGCACGGACGCGGUCACGGCGCCCCUUGCCGAUGAGGCUGGCGCAAACGAAGGGGAAGCGAUCCCAAUGGAUCACUUUGCAUCGCUCCUGGAGACGGCUAACUCGCACGAGUUUAACGGGCACAGGGUGGAGCACGCGCAACAAACAACAGCAUCGGGACGGUCGGGUUUUUCGAAUGCUGGGUCAACAGCCACGCGUGGGACGGGGACGGCUAACAGCCCCAUCGCUCUUGAUCAUGACGAAGAUCAGCUCGGUUCCACGCGGAGGUUGCUAUUCCCAUCACCCAGACACAAGAGUGGGACCCACCGCGACCCGUUGCACCCCGUCUCGCGUAACAUCGUCACGCCGGCUGCCGGCGAUGGUGAGGACGGUGGCGAGAUGGGAGACAACAAAGAAGUUGGCGAAGAGGAUGAGACCAUAACUGGAGGAGGCUACUGCGGCUCGGUCGAGGACGACGAUGACUUGGAUGCUCUUUUGGAGGGCCUAGGAGCCCGAUGGCGCACCCUCCACGCCCUUCGACCCCACCGCCCAAGGAGAGCUCGUCAGCGACGCGCAACCAGUUCCGAACACCUUCGCGACCGACGCCGAGCCACCGACCGCUUACUAGAAGUAUCACACGGUCAAUCCAUCGUUCGGUGCACUCCGCUUCCUGACGGCGAUAUUGACGGGUCGCUUCACAGCUUGGGCGCGGCCAUCGCUAAUCCCUUUGGCGACCAGGCGGAGAUUGACGCGAUUCUGGACAAGUGCCUUGGAAGCGGAUGGCCGAUGAUGACGCCGCGCAAGGGUGCCUGGGAUGAUUUGGGAGACCACGACUGGGACUUGGCAAACAUGGACGCACUUGGUGGCGAGCUUAAUGAGCAACCAGCCGUCUGA
Messenger RNA from Parascedosporium putredinis, 2658 nucleotides. NCBI's taxonomy places the organism in Eukaryota, Fungi, Ascomycota, Sordariomycetes, Microascales, Microascaceae. The record is from the annotation of a GenBank genome assembly.